Molecule: messenger RNA, 1891 nt
Organism: Helianthus annuus (common sunflower)
Lineage: Eukaryota; Viridiplantae; Streptophyta; Magnoliopsida; Asterales; Asteraceae
Product: BTB/POZ domain-containing protein At5g03250
Exons: 4
Coding region: 145-1815 (556 amino acids)
Molecular function (GO): protein binding
Source: RefSeq, a predicted model, not a curated record
CCCCACUUCCCCGUUAACUCGGACUCAGUAGAGAAUAUCAGAUCUCAAAAUAAUGAAGAUUGUUACCAGAAAAAUCAUCACUCAUACUUCCCUUAUUUCACUUCUUCAUGUAUAUUUCUUCAACUUCAGACGAAUAACUUACACAUGGCUUGUUUGAAUCUGGGUACAAAACCUGAUGCUUUUCGUCUUGACGACCAUACCUGGCAAUGUAUAGGCGGGCUUCCAAGUGAUGUCACUAUUGAGAUUGGAGGAACAUCCUUUAAUCUCCACAAGUUCCCUUUGAUUUCAAGAAGUGGGCUGUUGUCAAAGCUAAUAGGCGACAACAGUCCUAACGAAGAUGGACCGAUUUGUGCUAUACAUCUUAAUGACAUACCUGGUGGAGCUAAAGUAUUUGAACUUAUAGCCAGAUUCUGUUAUGAUGUAAAACUAGAGGUCACAUCCCACAACGUUAUCAGCCUUCGCUGUGCUGCAGACUACCUCCAAAUGACGGAUGACUAUGGUGACGAAAACCUAAUUACACAAACCGAGCUCUUUCUAAACCAAGUGUUUACCACAUGGUCGGACACCAUGAACGCUCUUGAAAGCUGUGAGGAAGUUUAUACAGAUGCGGAAGAGCUUGAUCUUAUCUCAAGGUGCAUAGAUUCUUUAGCAGUGAAAGCUUGCACGGAUCCUAACACAUACAGCAUGCAUAAUCCGUGCGUAGAUUCUUUAACUGACAACUGGUGGUAUAAAGAUGUAUCGUUUCUUAAUCUACAUUUAUACAAACGCGUAAUUCAAGCAAUGGAAGCAAACGGGAUGAGGCCCGAGAUAAUAUCCGGGUCAAUCGUGGGCUAUGCAAAGAAAUACAUACCGUUAAUGAACCGACAAUCGAGUUUUAACGAUGCAAGCCAUUCUAAACCGGUCUACACACCAUCAGAAGCCGAUCAAAGGGCACUUCUGGAAGAAAUUGUUGGGUUACUUCCAAACCGAAAAAAGAUUGUCAGCACUAAGUUUCUCAUACGGCUGCUUCGGUCCGCCAUGGUGUUACACGUGAGCCCAUCGUGUAAGGAAAAUCUCGAGAGACGCGUUGGAGCCCAGUUGGACUCGGCCCAUGUAGACGAUGUACUGAUACCAAACCAAGGUUUUAAUUCGAUAGAUACGUUGUAUGAUGUCGAUUGUUUUCAAAGAAUGCUUGAUUACUUCAUGUCUAUGGAGUCUUCUAGUAUCCAUAAUUCUCCGUGUAUAGUCGAAGAAGGGUUCGAGGAUGUACCCCAAUCUUUGACAUCUGUAACAUCAGUAGCUAAUCUGGUUGAUUUGUUUCUUGCUGAUGUGGCUGCUGAUGUUAACUUAAAGUUAAGUAAAUUUCAAUCGGUUGCGGCUGGUGUUCCCGACUAUGCUCGUCCUCAAUCCGAUGGCAUUUAUCGCGCAAUCGAUAUCUUUUUAAAGGCACAUCCGUGGCUAGCAGACUGCGAACGAGAGCAAAUAUGCCGAUUAAUGAAUAUACAGAAGCUAUCGUUGGACGCUAGCACACAUGCGGCUCAAAACGAGAGGCUUCCGCUUAGGGUCAUUGUUCAGGUGCUUUUCUUUGAACAGCUGAGGCUGCGUACAUCGAUAGCUGGGUGGUUUUUCGUGUCGGAAAAUGAAGAUCAAAUGAGCAACAUAAACGAGGGUGAAGUGGUUCGUGCACAGGAGGCGCCGUGGAGAAUGAGUGAGAUGCGGGAGCGGGUUCUUGAGCUUGAAAGGGAGUGUGAGAAGAUGAAGUUUGAGAUUCGGGAAGUAAAGAGCAAAAAAAGUUGGAUCUUUUUCUGCAAGCGGAGGAGGCAUCGGCAUUAUUAGUUUCCUUUUCAUCAUUUUUGAUUAAUUGUUUUGCUCUUGUUAUUUUUUGUUUAUUUAUACCAUAACUAACUUUUUU